ACCUAGUACAGAACCUUCGCUCUGUUCACUCCCUGCUCGACGUCCUCUGCGUCAUUCCCGUCGCUUCUGCCGUCGUCGAAUCAGUCGUCGUCGCUGCGCCCGACGUUGACAAGGACGACAAUUCCCUCUUCCUUGUUCAUUGGUCCGUUCCCCCCAAGAUUCAAGGUAGUAAAGCAACCAAUAAUAUAUCCCACCUCGUCCCAGCCAUACCAGUGCUUACUUUCCGCCCCUUCUUGAAGAAAUAGGCGAGCUGUCACCUCUCAGGCUUUCACUCAAUAUCUGUUACUAUAUCUCCUCUUGAUCACACACUCCUGCAAUGUCUCCCAACCCAUCCCAGAAUUCACCUUGGCCAGCUCAAACAGCUCCACCAUCAUCAUCAUAUUCAUCAUCCAAGAGAAGGAGACCUGAUGUGGGGCCUUCUUGGUCAUCAUCGCUGGGAAGGAGACAAGGAACUACCAUCUCGAAUCAGAGUGCGCUCGCGGCAGCCGAGACUCAAUGUGAAAUAUACGCUGAUAAUAGUCAGGUGACUUGCUAUCCAGGCGCAGGCGAUCUCGUGGUUCAGCACGAGUGGGCACCCGUUGUCUGGAACAGUAGACGGCCGCAACUUUUGCAGUUCAAUAUCGUCCAGCUAUUCUUGUACAAUGCCGAUACGAACUCGCCUAUUCUCAAUUUCACACAAACAAAUCCAACUGGUUAUGCCGGUGAAAUGAAUACGCCAGUGGAUGAUACGUGGUUUGGAGACAAGGGCAAUACAUGGACGCAAGGAUCUGGAAACUUCUCAUACCCAUUUUAUUGGGUCGUGACCAAUCAGAAUGGUCUGAAUGACUCUCUAACCACAAAUCCCACGUUCACGGCUAUUCAAACCACAUAUGCAGAUAAUGUCGUUUCAUCUAUGCAAUCCUCGUCAUCUGCCGCCGCUGCAUCAUUAUCAUCUGCUGCCGCUGCGUCGUCGCUAUCCAGUUUACAUGCAUCUGGGACUUCAUCGUCGACUCCAACGGGAAAUGUUCAGUCAAACAGUGCAAAUACGGCUUUUCCUCAUUGGGCAAUAGCAGUCAUCGUGGUACUCGGAUUUCUCGCCAUCGCAGCCGGUGGUGUCUUGAUUUGGGUAAUUGUACGCCGCCUACGAAGACGUCAACAGCACUCGAAUCGAGGGUCUAUGGGUUCUUCGUCUCCGAUGAUGGCCAAUGCCCAGAACUCCAACUCCCCUCAACUACCGUUGUUGGGGGCUGGGAUAGUGGGUGCGGCGGCUGGACGGACAUCAUCAGAACAACAUCAUCGGCCUGGAUCCAUCGUAUCUCCGGAUGGUGCAUCUGACAUCUCACGGGCACACUCUGCGGGUGACACCGGUCCAUUUUCAGGAGCCGAUGCAGCCAUCAUGGCGGAUGCAUUUAGGAAAGCAUUGCGCAAACCUGAUUUUGCAGGGCCCCCUGUUGAGGAGGCCGAGGACCAUAGAGAUGACGCGAUCAUGAAUCGUGAAUUGGCAGAAGAAGGACGGGACAUACGGAGUGUCAGCUCAUCACGGGGGGUUAGGGUGGAAACUCUGAGUGAGACUGGUGGUACUGCGCAAGAUCACUAGGAUUUCUUGUGCGCUUUACUUUAUUUUAUUUCACUUUCGACUUCUCAACGUUGGUUGUAUAUUUUCUCGGAUACCUUUUGCGAUCCUCACGUUGUUGUCACACCCUCGUCGCCGUGUAGUUCGCACCUCUGCUUGCCCUUCUGACCCGCAUAACUCCACUUCUCUAGUCUCCGUUUUUCCGCACCACCCCCUUCACACCUUCCUUCGCUGCAUGGCUAGU
Suillus clintonianus is the source of this 1796-nucleotide messenger RNA. RefSeq lists its product as uncharacterized. The coding region runs from base 317 to 1576 and encodes 419 amino acids. NCBI's taxonomy places the organism in Eukaryota, Fungi, Basidiomycota, Agaricomycetes, Boletales, Suillaceae. The transcript is spliced from 4 exons. The record is from RefSeq and is a predicted model, not a curated record.